GAUGGUCUCUUCUGUUCUGCAGCAUGUCGAUGCCCAACUCUGAGAACACGUCCACCCUGGAGAACGCCAUGCAGCUGAUGAUCCAGACGUUCCACAAGUACUCCGGCAACGAGGGGGACAAAUACACGCUGAGCCGAGCCGAGCUGAAGGAGAUGCUGACCCAGGAGCUGGGGAACUACCUCGGGAAUGCCCAGGAUAAAGAGGCAGUGGACAAGGUGAUGGGAGACUUGGACUCAAACAACGAUGGUGAGGUGGACUUCACUGAGUUCAUCAUCCUGGUCGGAGCGCUGACCGUAGCCUGCAACGACUUCUUCCUAGAGUACAACGAUAAGGCACCAAAGAAGUGAACACACACACUCACACUAGCAAGCACACA
Messenger RNA from Osmerus eperlanus (European smelt), 376 nucleotides. RefSeq names its product S100 calcium binding protein T (gene s100t). Gene Ontology annotation, cellular component: cytoplasm. Bases 24 to 347 code for a protein of 107 amino acids. The transcript is spliced from 2 exons. The record is from RefSeq and is a predicted model, not a curated record. Gene Ontology annotation, molecular function: transition metal ion binding; calcium-dependent protein binding; calcium ion binding. Lineage: Eukaryota; Metazoa; Chordata; Actinopteri; Osmeriformes; Osmeridae.